AUGAGUUGCGUGCCAUGGAAAGGUGACAAGACCAAAUCGGAAUCACCAGAGCCGCCCCAGCUACCGCCACUGCAUAUUUACCAUGAGAAGCAGCGUAGGGAGCUGUGUGCCCUCCAUGCCCUCAACAAUGUCUUCCAGGACAGCAACGCCUUCACUAGGGAAACCCUGCAGGAGAUUUUUCAGAGGCUCUCUCCCAACACCAUGGUGACGCCCCACAAGAAGAGCAUGCUGGGAAACGGAAACUAUGAUGUGAACGUGAUCAUGGCAGCGCUUCAGACCAAAGGCUACGAGGCAGUUUGGUGGGACAAGCGCAGGGAUGUUAACGUCAUUGCCCUGUCUAAUGUGAUGGGCUUCAUCAUGAAUCUGCCCUCCAGCCUUUGCUGGGGCCCCUUGAAGCUCCCUCUCAAGCGACAGCAUUGGAUCUGCGUCCGGGAGGUGGGAGGCACCUACUACAACCUCGACUCCAAACUCAAGGUGCCCGAGUGGAUUGGAGGUGAAAGUGAGCUCAGGUAG
Leptosomus discolor (cuckoo roller) is the source of this 513-nucleotide messenger RNA. The record is from RefSeq and is a predicted model, not a curated record. NCBI's taxonomy places the organism in Eukaryota, Metazoa, Chordata, Aves, Leptosomiformes, Leptosomidae.